Lytechinus pictus (painted urchin) is the source of this 6709-nucleotide messenger RNA. RefSeq names its product phosphatidylinositol-3-phosphatase SAC1-B-like. Gene Ontology annotation, molecular function: phosphatidylinositol-4-phosphate phosphatase activity. The record is from RefSeq and is a predicted model, not a curated record. The transcript has 20 exons. Gene Ontology annotation, biological process: phosphatidylinositol dephosphorylation. Lineage: Eukaryota; Metazoa; Echinodermata; Echinoidea; Temnopleuroida; Toxopneustidae. Gene Ontology annotation, cellular component: endoplasmic reticulum. The coding region runs from base 353 to 2131 and encodes 592 amino acids.
GCAUAAGAUCGCAUACAUCCCAUGGGAUGUGUUAAAAAAUUGUCUCUCUGAAAUUUUGUCAAGACCAAGUCUGGGGAUCGGGCUUUCCAGAAAGCUGCACCAUAGCAGCACAGUGGAAUUCUCUCCCGCCAAUUUUACGAAAUAUUACCCAACUUGAGCAAAAAACCCACCUCCUUCGCUUCAGAGAUAAACUCUCUCUCGGAUGAAAUAUACAGCGAAUUGCAUCACGUCACAUGCAUGAUUCAUCGAUCUAUCCUAUAGGCAGGCAUUGCUGUCGUGUAUUCUCGAUUUUCUCCAGAACAAGGACCGCGACCGAUCGCUCUUAAAAGUAUACAACUCUGUUUUAUUCAGAAUGUCGGUACACGAAACUCUGUUGAUCCAUACUCAAGAUGAUAAGUUCUUCAUUGAAGCAAGAGAUCCUGGAACAAAGGAGGUUCUUGUCAUUGAUAGACUCAGCCAGGAGAUCAUUCUUGAAGAAAAUGGAAUCAAUAUCCCACCAGGUGCAAGUAGUAAGCCCAUAUGUGGUAUCAUGGGCAUUAUUAAACUCCUGAGAGGAUCAUAUCUGGUGAUAAUUACCAAAAAGGAGAAAGUUGGUGAGAUAAACGGUCAAGCUAUCUGGAAGAUAUCCGGGACUGAGAGUAUACCGUACAAGAAGACUGAUCUACAUCUAACUGAAGAACAGAAACAAGACAACAAGGUAUAUGAAAGCAUGGUUCAGUAUGCUCUGGAGAACAACACGUAUUAUUUCUCCACAACCUUUGACCUCACUCAUUCGCUACAGAGGUUAUAUAAUACUAGUCCGGAAUUCUUACAGAUGCCUCUUUUUGAGAGGGCUGACCAGAGGUUUGUGUGGAAUGGUCAUAUGCUAAGGGAGUUCACAGCACAACCAGAGCUUGGCAAGUUCAUACUUCCAGUCAUGGUAGGAUUCAUAUCAAUACGAAUAGGGAUCAUCAAUACAAAGAGGUUUGAUUACAUCCUGAUCUCAAGGAGAAGCUGUCUAAGAGCGGGAACGAGGUUUUAUAUGAGGGGGUUAGAUGAACAGGGACAGGCAGCUAACUUUGUAGAGACGGAACAAAUUGUGCAAUUCAACGGUAGCAGAGCCUCCUUCGUCCAGACACGAGGCUCUAUACCGUUAUUUUGGUCCCAGAGACCCAACCUGAAAUACAAACCUGUUCCACAGAUUAGCGAAUCACAGAGUCAUCUUGAUGCAUUUAAGAGGCAUUUUGAUGAUCAGGUGGUGAAUUAUGGCAAUCAGGUCCUCAUUAAUUUGAUCGAUCACAAAGGAGUAGAAGACAGAUUAGAGAAGAUGUUUGCCAAGACUGUCUAUGACUCAGGCAAUCAAAUGAUGAGGUACGAGUCAUUUGAUUUCCACUAUGAGUGUCGGAAGAUGAGAUGGGACAGACUUUCAAUUCUCAUGGAUAAAUUAGCCAAAGAUCAACAGCAAUUUGGGUAUUUCUGGAUGGAUGCAAACAAUGAGCUGCUGAAACACCAGGUUGGGGUAUUCAGGACAAACUGUAUGGAUUGCUUAGAUAGGACUAAUGUUGUACAAAGCAUGCUGGCUAGGAGAGCACUUCAAGAUCAAAUGCAGCAAAUGGGAAUCUUGAAACAGGGCGAAAGUUUGGAUAAUCACUAUAAUUCUGCAUUUGAGUCAACAUUUAAAAACACGUGGGCAGACAAUGCAGAUGCGUGUUCCAAACAGUAUGCCGGUACAGGAGCUCUCAAAACAGACUUCACAAGAACUGGAAAGAGGACAAAACUAGGAUUGAUGAAAGAUGGUCUGAACUCCAUGAUUCGUUACUACAUGAACAACUUUGUAGAUGGUUUUAGACAGGAUUCCACAGACCUGUUGCUAGGCAACUACGUUGUGGAGGAGAAUGAGGGUGUGUCACGUCCAUCUCCAAUAAGAAAGAGCAAGGAUGCCAAGUUCAUGCUGUUACCUGCUAUCGCCAUGGUAGCAUUCUCCAUGCUCCUCAUAAGCAUGCUCAUUCCAUCUGCUGAACUUCAUUUACAGAUUGCGUACAUCCUUUUCUGGUUAGCUGCUACUAUCAUCUGCGUUGGUUUAAUGGGAGUAUUUGGUAUGGAGUUUGUAGAUCAACCUAAGUUAUCUCAAGCAAAAGUUAAGAGUGAUUAAACAAUUCAUCCCUCACUUUCUUUGUCUGCUCUCUCUGUUUCUCUCCACUCCCCAUAUCUCUCCAUACCCUUCUUUUUUACUCUCUUUUCUUUUUCUUUCUUUCGCCCUUUCUCUCUCUCUCUCACUAAUCUUCAAUUUUUUAAACUUUUCUUUUUCUUGUCAAUUUACCUCUAAAUCCUAUUUCUUUAGUUCUUAACAUGCAACAAAAAACUAGAAAAACUGGAAUUUGUGUAUUCUAUGAUGAAAGUCAUUGAUGCCUUUUUGGGGUAUGUUCAGAAUCAAAGUGACGUUUCUUAAUCUUUUCCCUCAUUCUCCCAUUCAUUUGUGCUGUUUAUUUGUUUUGUUUUGUCUUUGUUUUGUCUCCCCCCUCUUUCUGUCCCUCUCUGUUUUCCUGUCUCUCAUUUUCUCCCUUCUUGCCUUCUAUUCCUUGUCCUCCCAACAAUUUCAGGUUUGACAUUUAUGACCAAAUAGUAAAUGCCUUUAAUUUAUCAAAAUGAUUCACUUUCAUGAAAAAAAAAAGCUUUCUCAUUAGUCCAUUAUCCAUGAAAUAAACUUGGUACAGUCAAGAUAGCAGAUUUAUAGGCAAUGUUGACUAAUGGGGCGUUGCAAGAAACUUGCCAUCAAUUGCAAGUCUAUUUUUGUUUCCAAAAUCAAGCAUAUGCCUCUGCAAUUAAUUGCAAAUUUGCGAUUGAUAGCUAAUCUGCUCCAUGAAACAAGGAGUGUUAUCUAAUUUGCUAAAGUUAAAAGUGAUCAGUCAAUUGUAAAAUUGCAACAGAAUAUUUGCUAUUGAUUGCAAAUAUUUUCUUGCAACACCCCCUUAAACUGUAAUUUCUUGUAUUUGGUCCAGGAAGAUGUUUCACACAAUGUAGAAAGCAUGUUAUUCAAUCUUUCUUUCUGGCAAGGCAGCAUAAAAACUAUGAAAUUAAUUCUUGCAUUUCUAGAUAGAAGCUGUGUUGGCAUUGGAAUAGUUUUAGAGGCUAAGUUAAUGAUGAAAAAUUGUCAUAACACAAAAGUUAUAACAUAAUUUGGAUAUAUAUUAGAUGUUUGUAUAGAAGAUUUUUUUAUUAUUAUCGCUGAAUCAUGAAACUUCAAAUGAGGAUCAUUUCUACAGUAAUUUGUAAAGCAUAGUUGUAAGUCAUUUGUCUUUGAGCAGCAAUACCAGUGCUUGCCAUUACAUAUAUGUAUGUGAAUGCAUUGAGAAAUUGCAUUGAUUUUAACUGCAGAAAAUAGAAUGGUUAAUGUUCUUCAGGGUCCUGUAACACAAAGGUUAGCGAUUAAUCGUACGCUUGAUUUUCACAAUUGAUUGUACAUUGUAGUCAAUGAAAUAAAUCGUAGAAAAAUGUUAUACGAUCAUUGCUAAGCUUUGUGUUAUGAGGUCCUGGUCUGUAAAACAGUACAGGGUCACUGUGUGAUAGUCUUGGUAAAUAUGUCAGAUUGUAAUUUCAGGGUGAAAUUCAGACACAUAAAAUGGAAUAAAUUUAAUGUAUUCAUUGUGCAAAUAAUCAUGGGCUUGCAGGCCAGGGUUUUUAGUCAGGGAGUUCGAUCCCUUGUCGUCCAUUCUCUUAUUUCCCUCCCUGUUUUUUUUUCUUGCUUUUGAAAAUUUUAGGGGGUUCGAUUGAACCCUGAACCACCCCAGGCUACAGGCUUGGCUUGAAGGGAAAAUUAAAAAUUGUAUAUGAUCACAGCAGACUUGGAAGAGAAAAUACAUAUUGCAAUGAUUUUUUUUUCAUAAAGAUUAUGGGGGGUAAUUAAUGUUUAAUUUUGAAUAUUUAUUUUUUCAAAAACAAGGUUAUCUUGAAACUAAAUAGGAAAAAUGUUAGAUUAAAUUGAUAUCUCAUAUUUGUUUAUCAUUAGAUGAAUGUUCUUAUGUUCAUUUAAGUCUGAUGUGCUUGCAUUACCAAAGAUGGAUUCAUUCCUAUACUUUAUUUAGUAAAAAGUCAUCAAAAGAGAUUUUAUUAUCUCAUUUUCAUGUGUAGUUUGGUAUAUUAAAACUCAAAUGACUAUAUUCAACAAUCAGGGAAUUCAUACAUUAUUUCAUAUUAAAGCAUUCCUUCUGUCUUCAUGAAAGAACUAUCAACAUAUAGCUGUUUAGAUCAUUCCUAUAAUCUUUAGAUAUGUCAUCUUCGUAUUUUUAGCCAAGAAUAUUAAAACUUUGACGCUUUGCUUAUUAUUUGAGUAUGUUUUUUUUUUUUUUAAUUGCUAUAUUUCAAAUGAAAUUUGAUUGAGCUAUAAGCUUUUCAUUAUUGCCAUCGUUACACUCUUAUCAAUUAAAGAUUCAUGAUAUAAUUUCCUUGCCUUCCUCCAAUGUAUAUCUGUAUUUGUGAUUUGAUAACAAACUAUCACCGUUUGUUCAAUAUAUUCUAAAGACUUGUGUCUCCCUAUUCUCCAUAUACUUUAUUCAGUAUACAUACCAUAUGUGCUGAGAAAUGAUUUUUGUGCUCUUUUUCUUCAUGAAGUGUAAUGAUUUACUUUGGUAGUUUUUGGGACAUUAUAUCGUUACAUUAUUGGAUGUCCUGUGUGUAAACUUGUUUAUGGGCAUCAAGAAUAUAAAACUCUAACAGUAAACAAUACAUAUAAACAAUGUAACAAGAAUCUGUUAGUAACAAAAAACUAAAUAUUUUAAAGUUCCUGUCAAGAAUCAUGUCGCAAAAUUAUGAUUAAGAAGCAUUUGAUAUGUGUGCUUUAGUGUUUUGAUGAUGAAAAAUCAUCUCCUGUUUUAUUUCAAUCUCUGCUUCUGAGAUUUGCAUAUUUGAAUGGAUUUUGCUCUGAAGAGAAUGAAAAUUUAUUCUUGGAAUGUUAUAAUUUCUACAUACAACUUACAAUUCUCACAUUGUUAAAUUGUAAUUUAAAUUCAAUAUAUUUUUAGACAAUAAAGAAUAGCAUUUCAAAUAAUUUGGUCCUCCACACUCAAAUUAUAUUUUAUCAUUUCUGAUUUGUAAUUUAUUACAAGAUCUGUUUGUAGGUGAUUAGUAAGUUACUAAAAUACUUUGACAUUAAUGCACAAUUUUAUUUCUUUAUUUGGAUUUUGACAUGGAUUUUGUUUCAUGUUGCCUUAUUUUUGCAAUGACUCUAUGAUUAUCUGUAAAAUCGCUUCUUGCCUAUUGUCUUGUAGAUAUAAUGCUAUAAAUAAUUAUACAUUUCAAGUUUUAGCAUAAUGUCGCAGUUGUAAAUUUGUGUUUUCUCCUUCUCAUACUUCCUAUUGAGGAAUAAGAUAAAUACUUACUGGUGUACAUUUCAGCAGUGAAGCUAUUGUUCCGGGGGGUAGGGGGUGACCCGACAUCUUGGAUUUCAAGGGUCAGUACCGUAUUUCAGCAAUUUGUCCCGUAUGACCCAUCUCAGGACGCUGUUUUGUCCUGUAUUUCACAAUUUCGAACAUAUUUAUGUGAGAAUAUUGAAGCAUGCCAUUUUUUCUUAAUAUGCACAUUGUCAAAAUUGGAAAAGGGUGAAAUAUGAUAUCGUUUAUUGAAUGGUAUGUCAAAAUCUAUCCAAAAAAAUCGAAGUCUUUUUAAUUUUUUUUUUUGUGUUAUAACUUCUGAAGGUUUCCAUGGCGAGGAAGAAUAGUGUAGAAGGUUUCACGGUACACCAUGUAUCUUUUUUGUUGUUGUUUUUUAAAAGAUAAUUUUACCCUCUAUGGCAUGUUGAGCCCUCUGAAAAUGUUUAGCUAAUGCCACAAUUAUUCUGAUCUUGAAGUGUCCCGUAUUUCGACUCGUCACCAGGGGGGGGGGUCUAUUUUGUCAUCUCCCUACUUGGAUAGAGUGACAUCACUUUUUGUGCAGAUAUUCUUCUACAAAACUUGAAUUGCAUAAUAGAUUUUUUUAGUUUAUGUUAUGGAACAUUGUGUCAAUUUUCUUGUACCCCUGUUAUUCCAUCAAGUAAUGUUUGUAUAUUAUAUUAUUUCAGAUAUUUGUAUUUAAAUAAGUGUUCGGUACUGCAAAAUCAUAAAACAGCUUGAUAAAUUGACAUGUUUAAGCUUUUCGACAUGCAAUUUUACUCUGAGUGCAUGUUGAAAAGCUUUAGUAUGUCCGUUUUUAAGGCUAUGUUUGUAUUUAAUUUUCUUAAAAAGAAAUCACUACUCCUCCGUUCAUAAGAAUGUGGUAUUCUGCUAGAAGUGAAGAGUAUUGUAGAGUGUGACUUUACAAUUGUCCUAGAUUGAAAAUGAAAGAUUAAAUGAUAGAUAUAUAUUUAUCAUUUGUGUUAAGAUGUAUAAUUUUUAUGAUAAUUUAUUCCCAUGGUGUGGUAAUUAACCGUAUGUCUGUAUAUUUUGUUGAUCUUUGAUUGAUAAUUGUCUUAUUGCUGAUAUGGGCAUUCAUUCAUUUCAACAACUUAAUGUUAAUAAUCAGAUAUGUUAUCUAUUGAUUAAUCUUAACUGUAUGCCAUGCACUUAUUGUCACUGCUCUUCCACAUGUCAAAUAUGUCUUGCAUAACAAAACAAGUAACCCAAAUUUGACAAUUUGACCACUUUGUUCAUUUUUAUUGCCAUGUGAUGUAAUUAGUCUAGCUAUUUAAUUGAAAACAUUGAAUUAAUUAUGAUUAUCAAUUCAUUAAAAGCACUUAUUGUUCUGAUCCAACAACAACAAA